Molecule: messenger RNA, 1778 nt
Organism: Osmerus eperlanus (European smelt)
Lineage: Eukaryota; Metazoa; Chordata; Actinopteri; Osmeriformes; Osmeridae
Gene: ldlrap1a
Product: low density lipoprotein receptor adaptor protein 1a
Exons: 10
Coding region: 52-918 (288 amino acids)
Source: RefSeq, a predicted model, not a curated record
GGGAGCAGCGGUCUGGAAGCGUACUCAACAACUUCAGACAAACUUGACACGAUGGAUGCCCUGAAGUCAGCUGGGAGAGCCAUUAUCCGAAGUCCAAGUAUCGCGAAACAGUCGUGGAAUGCCAGCAGACAUAAAAAGCUGCCGGAGAACUGGACCGACACCCGGGAGACGGUUGUCGAUGGGAUGACCUUUAACCUCCGACACCUGGGCAUGACUCUGGUGGACCAGCCCAAGGGGGAGGAGCUGUCGGCGGCAGCGGUCAAGAGGAUUGUUGCCACGGUGAGACGCUCCGUCGCACAGGAGGCGAAGGCCAGUGGGAAGAAGGCUCCCAAAGUGUCUCUGAAGGUGUCUCCUCAGGGCAUCGUCCUGCUCGACUGCCUGAGCAACCAGCUCCUGGAGAACGUCUCCAUAUACAGGAUAUCCUACUGUACGGCAGACAAGCUGCAUGACAAGGUGUUUGCCUACAUUACCCAGAACACCCUCAACGGCACCCUGGAGUGUCACGCCUACCUCUGCUCCAAGAGGAAAGUGGCUCAGGCUGUGACUCUAACAGUAGCCCAGGCUUUCAAAGUGGCAUUUGAGUUCUGGCAGGUGGCCAAAGAUGAGAAGGAGAAAAGGGUGAAGUCUGGCUCUGCAGGGGAGGAAUCCAUCUCUUCCCAGAGAUCCAACAGUCUCACAGACGUUGCCACGGGCAACCUCUUGGACUUUGAUGAUAACGUUGCCAUGGUAUUGGAAACCAACAACAUCGAGGAGAGUCCUCUGGACCCCAGCCCCCCCGAGAACAUCCACAACUACACUGUCUGGGAAAUGGAAGAUGGUUUGGAUGAAGCCUUCUCAAGCUGUACUCUGGAUAGCUACGGGCCUCUUCAAGACUGGCAGUGUCACGUAAUAACCCCCAGGUCCUGGACACUGGGGUGACCCCCCAGGACUGUCUGACAGAACCAGACUGGUACAGCGCGAACGGCAACAGCUCCAACAGGGACGACAGCUAUGUCUUCUGAGGACCGCAACACCGGAGAGGGGGAGGAGGGAGAGGGGGAGGAGGGAGAGAGGGAGCAUGAGACAGAGAGAGGUUACAAGAAUUCCUCCCGAUAGGAGCUGCUAGGCUGAGAGCUCAUCCUCUCCCCAGUUCCAAACAGAUUCCCCAACCGACGCCAGAGCGCCCGUCUAACACCUGUCCAUACCAUAACACACCUAUACCCUGCUGGCUCUUUAACACAGACCACGUACAACCAGCUUCAUGUUUGUCAGCCUCCAUUACAUUUUUAUUGUUGACCUUAUUUUGUGUAAUUCUGUUGGUACAGAAGAUAAUCAGUGUUCUUUAGUUUUAUGUAUGUGCCCAGUAUAAUGUAUAGUUAGUUUUAUAGAGUAGAACCAUGACAUGACUGAAUCAUGCUGGACCUAAAGUCAUUUCUUUCUCCUGUGUCGGGAGCAAACAUCUCCACAUGCCUUAAUGAACUCAGACAGCCAGGGUCUCUAACAGUAACCCUAACCCAAAGAUAACACAAGGGUUAAUGAACUCAGACAGCCAGCUCUAGUUGUCUGAUCUCUGAACACCAGCGCGGUCAGGACUGAAACCAGCUCAUGGAAGAGAUCCUUGUUUCUGGCCAGGAUCUUCUCUGUCGACGAGAUGUUUGGGGGCCAGGUGCUGACCUGACAAGCAGCUCCUCCAGUCUGGUGUGUUCUACAUUUUCAGAGGCUUCUCUCCUGACCACACAUCUUGCCUGCCAUUCAACACUGUGUACCAGAUAAACCCAUUUAAAUAAAGUUACGUAUAA